GGUGAAUUUCUAAUGGUUUGAUCUGUUGUCAAUCUUAAUGUGUUUUUUCCUCCUCCACUCCCCCACCAGCUGAUAGCCUUUGGGGUGGGGUGUAUAAAAUGAAAAGAACAAGCCUGUGUGCCAAACAGUGGAGGUGUGAGCAAGUGAAGUGACUGUUAGGCUCUUUCUAGUGACCCAUCAUGGCAUCAACUGAGAAUGUUUCCAAAGCAGAACAGCAAGAGCCAGAAACCCAGCAGAGUGUGGUUGAAAGAGUAACAAACCUGCCUCUAGUGAGCUCAGCCUGUGACACGGUAUCAGCCGUGUAUGACAACACGAAGGAGAGCCACCCCUAUGUGAAGACUGUGUGUGAUGUGGCUGAGCAGGGAGUGAAGACUCUGUCCACUGUGGCUGCCAGUGGUGCCAAACCCAUUCUGGACAAGUUGGAACCUCAGAUUUCAGCUGUUAAUGAGUAUGCCUGCAGGGGCUUGGACACACUGGAGGAGAAACUUCCAAUCCUUAAUCAGCCUGAAGAUCAGGUCUUUGUUGAUGCCAAGGAGCUGGUGACCUCAAAGGUGACUGAUGCAAAAGAUGCUGUGACUGGAGUUGUUGACGUGGCCAAGGAUGCUGUGCAGGAGAGCCUGAAGAGAACCACGGCAGCUGUGGCUGAAGGUGUCCACGUAGUCCUGGAUUCCAAAGUGGGCCAGAUAGUGGCUAGUGGUGUUGAUGCCACGCUUACCAAAUCUGAAGAGCUAAUUGAUCACUAUCUACCAAUGACUCAGGAGGAACUAGCUGAACUGGCCACUUCCGUUGAAGGUUCUGAGGAGACUCCAGGCCAGGAGAGGAGUUACUAUGUGCGUCUGGGAUCUCUUUCCUUGAAGGUCCGCAAUCGUGCAUACCAGCAUUCUGUCGCCAAGAUUCAGCUCGUCAGGAACAGUGGUCAGGAAACUCUCUCUCAGCUCCACCAUCUCUUUGAUCUGAUUGAGAUGUCCAAGAAAGGAACUGAACUGACUCGUGACAAACUACAGGAGGUUCAGGAAGGUCAGAACACGAAGCAGCCUGAAGAUCAGACGGAGGUUCUUGAUGAACCCAAACAUCCUGAAUCCAAUACAUUGGCAAUCAUGCGUAACCUAACUGAGCAGCUGCAGAAGACCUGCCUCUCCCUGGCAUCCAAUAUCUCUGGUCUCCCCCAAAACACUGUGGACCAAGUGAAGGAGAUGGGCAAAGCGGCUGAAGAAAUCAGUACCUUCAUCUCCUCAGCUGGUUCCUUCCAGGAUCUCUCGGGGAAACUCCUGGCCCAAAGCAAAGAGCAAAUGAAGAAGAUUCGAGAGUCUCUGGAUAGUGUGAUGGACUACAUGCAUCACAACACUCAUCUCAACUGGCUGGUGGGACCGUUCGCCCCACAGCCAAUUGAGCAAACUGAGCCACAGGAGUUAAUGGGCAUCGACUAA
Messenger RNA from Callorhinchus milii (elephant shark), 1427 nucleotides. RefSeq names its product perilipin-3. Gene Ontology annotation, cellular component: lipid droplet; cytosol. The record is from RefSeq and is a predicted model, not a curated record. The transcript is spliced from 8 exons. Lineage: Eukaryota; Metazoa; Chordata; Chondrichthyes; Chimaeriformes; Callorhinchidae. Bases 180 to 1427 code for a protein of 415 amino acids. Gene Ontology annotation, biological process: lipid storage; positive regulation of triglyceride storage.